AUGCCUGGUUCCUCCGCAUUCGCCCUGCUCCGCGAGAGUGACAACUCGGAGGAAGGGGAAGCCCCACCUGGAGAUGGCAAAGUUUCAAACGACACCACCGCAACGGAAGCCGCUUCGGACCGCUUCAGCGACGGCGAGGCAGACGCUCACAGCGAGGAGCUACUACCAGAUGGUCCCAACGGUCCCUGUAGCGCAUCACGACGCAGGUUGACUGGGGAAUUGCUGCAUCUCUACCGCCGCGAACGUGGCAUCUCCUUGGAAUCCUUGGAGAAGGGUGGGGACAUCGGUGACAUCGGGGAGCGUGCCGAGGCGUGCUCGCCUGUCCUCCGCUUCGAUGACCUCUGCAGCCGUGGGGUCCAUGUGUUGCUGGCGCGCGCCGCCAAGCGCUGCGCGGGGGGCCAUGGCACCACCACGGCGGUGCAGGCAGAAUGCUGGGGCCAACUACUGAAACUCAGAGAUGGCCGUGGUCUGCCCCCAGCGCCCUCACCGCGGGCGCUGGCGCUGGAGGCGCUACACGCGCCGCGCGCCUCGGAGCUGCUGCAGCAGGCGCUGCAAGUGCCGCUGCCCACGGCGCGGCCGGAGGAGGAUUGGGAGCCAAAGAUGCCCUUCGAUCCAUCCUGCAGUCGCUGCCACGUUCGGGAAGGACGUGACCUGGUGGGCAUUGCCCCAACAGGAAGUGGGAAGACGCUGGCAUAUUUGUUGCCACUCCUUGCUGAUGGGCUUUGCAAGGCACAGUGUGCCGCGCCACCCACCCUGGAUGCCAUCUUUGAACGCUUCCAGGCGUUGUAUCCAAGGUCCUUUGAGCCUGGCCGUGGCAGGCGAAACUGGUAGUUUGACCAGAAAACUGCUGUCUGAAAAGGGUGACCUUUGGGGAUCUUUGGGGAAAAUGAUGAGUAACCCCCGGGGUGCUGGUUGGAUAACAUCAUACUAUUACACCAUAUUACUCCCU
This is a messenger RNA of Cladocopium goreaui, 949 nucleotides long. The record is from the annotation of a GenBank genome assembly. Lineage: Eukaryota; Dinophyceae; Suessiales; Symbiodiniaceae.